Molecule: messenger RNA, 1359 nt
Organism: Necator americanus (New World hookworm)
Lineage: Eukaryota; Metazoa; Nematoda; Chromadorea; Rhabditida; Ancylostomatidae
Exons: 14
Coding region: 1-1359 (452 amino acids)
Biological process (GO): pentose-phosphate shunt, non-oxidative branch; endoplasmic reticulum to Golgi vesicle-mediated transport; vesicle fusion
Cellular component (GO): SNARE complex; Golgi medial cisterna; cis-Golgi network
Molecular function (GO): D-ribulose-phosphate 3-epimerase activity; metal ion binding; SNAP receptor activity
Source: RefSeq, a predicted model, not a curated record
AUGUCGGAAACAUGGGAAGCUUUGCGUAAACGUGCACGGUCUGCCGAGAACAGUAUUGAUGUCAAGUUGGUGUCUCUCAACAAGCUGAACUCACAUUCAGGUCGAUUAGACAGUGAUGAAAAGUCAGUAUCGGCACGGCAAGCUCUCUUUGAGACACUGACACAGGAAAUUGAAGGACUGUUGACAAAGCUCACUCACGUGAACGAUGAGAUGAACGAUGUUGUUGGAGCACAAGGUUCAGCAGGAUGGGCGAUGAAUCCUGCAGUACAGCACACACUUCGAAGACAUCGCGAAAUUCUUCGAGAUUAUGGCACUGAAUUUCGCCGAGCUCGAGAUAAUGUUCAGCAACAGCUUCAGAGAGAAUUUUUGCUUGCUGGUGGUAUGAGUAGCUCCAGUCAAGAAGGCUCCUGUCUUAAUAAUCGUGUGAAAGGAUCCGAUUUAUAUUUGAAGGAAAACGAGCAUAUCAGCAGCUGCGACAGGCUGAUUGAUGAACAAAUGAGCAUUGCGAUGGCAACGAAAGAAAAUCUGCAACGUCAAAGUAUGAGUCUUCGAGGAAUUGGGAAGAAAAUGGACACUUUGGCCAAGAAGUAUCCAAUGAUCAACAAUGUGAUGCAGAAGAUUCAGUACAAGAAGCGAAAAGAUGCUAUUAUCUUAGCGAGUAUGAUUCUGCGGCCUAUUAUAUGUCCAUCAGUGCUGAACUCUGACCUUGGUAACCUCGCAGGUGAAUGCAAGAAACUCCUCGCUGCUGGGGCCGAUUGGUUGCAUCUGGAUGUGAUGGAUGGCCACUUUGUUCCAAAUUUAUCAUUUGGACACCCAGUAGUUGAGUCGUUGAGGAAAAGCCUUGGUCCUGAGCCUUUUUUCGACGUGCACCUCAUGGUGUCAGAUCCGGGACGUUGGGUUUCAAACAUGGCAGCUGCAGGAGCAAGUCAGUACACAUUCCACUGGGAGGCUGCUCAUGAGAAAGGAGGAGAUGCUGAGGUGUCGAGUGUUAUUGAUAAGAUUCAUCAAGCUAACAUGAAGGUCGGUUUCGCCAUCAAGCCGAAGACACCAGUGGAUAAAGUUUUGCAGUUCGCCAACAAAGUCGACAUGGUACUGAUUAUGACUGUCGAACCAGGUUUUGGAGGGCAGAAGUUCAUGGGGGACAUGAUGGAUAAAGUUCGUACUCUUAGAAAGGCAUAUCCUGGCCUCAACAUCCAAGUAGAUGGCGGAAUUUCUCCUGGUAAUAUCCAGAUCCCAGCUGAAGCGGGUGCAAAUGUGAUCGUCUCUGGAACGGGUGUCAUAAAGGCGCCUAGUCAGAAGACAGCGAUAAGCCAGAUGCGGGAAGCCGUUCAAACUGCAAUUGGCAAAGGUUUCCAAUAA